AUUGUAAAAUGCCUGUCGCGUGAACUGCCUCUUUUGCUACUAUUGCAAGUAUCUCUCGCGUUUCUCGUACCGUUUCCUCUCCCUAGCGGAGUGUAACAGCUUAACGGAGAACUGAGUACUUGCGUCCGCGGGUGCAAUUAGAGCGACAACAAUAACGGCUUUCACAUCGACCUCGUCGGCGUUGUUGUCCUAUCAUUGCCAAAUACGAUCGCCUACGCUUUAUAGCUGUCCCGUUUCUUGAAUAAGCGGCGGCUAGCUGACGGCCAGUUGAGGGCUCGUCGCCGUUCAUUCGUCCCAAUCUCUUUCAGUCUGCAAUCAAAAGCUCGACAAGUCGUUGACGCCACGGACACGGUGAUUGUGCUCCAGUUUGCCGACGUUUUCCGCCGGUAUCACCCAAAGUCGCGGAUAAAGCUGCUGAUAUACGGAUGUUUAUAAUAGUACAGUGAGUAGUUUUCGUACAAGCAUUGGCGGUGUUAGCUGCAGACACUUAGUCGGAAUCGGAGCGCCCCUGAUCGCGGCACGCUGCCUGAUUGACUGACUGGCCAUUUGUGAUUGGCGUGUGAAACAUACAGGAGAGACUUGAUUGUGAGUGGAGCUGUGUGCUACUGCGGCCGUCACCGACAAUCGCCGAGUCCCAAUGACGGGGUCAGGUCAAUCGAUUGCGCAAUCAUUGCAACUGCCGUCGGCGACAGUGCCCCUGUUCGGCCAUUCACCAACCGAAAAGCACAAAGAGGAGUCGGAGCUAACUAGAAACAAAGGAACAAGGAGAAUACCUAUACGCAAAACAAGGGCAGCCGCGAUAACAGCUGCAGCGUUACGUUCGACGAAUGUGCCAUCAAGCGGCGUUCGAACAGAUUUAUCGCCAUCAUCGUACGGAAAGAUGACUUUAAUCCUUGCAUACGUCCUUGUGAUGCUUUCCCGAGCUCAAUCGCACUCAGUUUUGCUUGAUGGAGACGACUGGAAAGUAACGAACGCUAAUAGAUCAAUUUCGAUUUCAGCACGAGUUCCUGGUGGUAUCUAUAGCGACCUGCACAGAGCCGGAAUAAUAUCGGAACCAUACUAUCGUUUCAAUGACAUGCUUCAGAGAUGGGUGUGCUACGAUGAUUGGACGUGGACCUCUAAAUUUACAGUCCCUGUGGCUGUCUUGGCCUCGCCUAAUUUGAAUCUGGUCUUUCACGGCAUCGAUACUGCAGCCAACAUAUCUCUGAAUGGACGUAAAAUUCUCACAACCGAUAACAUGUUCUUAAGGUACGUGGUCGACGUGCGAGGCGUGCUCAACGAAGGUGAUAACAACAAUCUGACCGUCGCCAUUCAAUCACCGAUUUUCUACUCGUUGAUGAAAUUCAGCGAGUUCUACCAAAACAAUUACACAGUCUAUCCCACUUCACAUCCGGCAUCCCAAAAUGGCGAAGAGCACGCCAACUUCAUUCGCAAGAUGCAGAGCUCGUUCAGCUGGGACUGGGGACCAGCUUUUCCCUCGUCGGGUAUCUGGAAGAGCGUCGAAUUGGAAUACUAUGACAAAAUUCUACUGCGGGAUGUCGUCAUCGGAACACAAGAAAAUGGUGACCAAUGGAAUGUGACGUUAGUUAUAUAUGUGGAAGGCAAUCAGGUUCCACCACAGGUUAGCGUAAAGGUCGACCUGGAAACAGUCGGACAAAUCUUCAACAGAAACAUGCCUGUCGAAGAUGGCAGGGUAACUAUAUCGAACAUUGCCGUCGACGAAAGGAAGGUUCAUCGUUGGUGGCCUAACGGAUAUGGCGAUCAAGUUCUCUAUCAGCUACAUGUCGACGUCGAAGGAUCUUCGAAGAACGUUAGAAUCGGGUUCCGAACUAUUGAACUUGUGCAGAACACCAUGCCGGGAAUUAUUGGCUUGAACUUCUUUUUUAAAGUGAACGGAUGGCCAAUUUAUGCAAAAGGCUCAAACCUGAUUCCAUUAGACGUACUACUCGAACGUGUAACGUCAGCAAAAAUUCGCUCAUUGAUGCUUUCGUCGAAGGAAGCCAACAUGAAUAUGUUACGUAUAUGGGGCGGGGGCAUCUACGAACUGGACGAAGUCUACGAGGCCGCUGACGAGUACGGAAUAUUGAUCUGGCAGGAUCUCAUGUUUGCGUGCGCGCUGUACCCAUCGAACAAGGAAUUUCUGGAUUCCGUCUCGGAGGAGGUCCGCCAAAACAUACGUCGCCUACAACACCAUCCUUCUCUGGCUCUGUGGGCUGGCAAUAACGAAAAUGAAAUGGCCAUUGCCAGCUUUUGGUGGCCUCAAACGAUGUUUCACCUCACACGCUACAAGGAUGACUACCGUACGCUUUACGUCCAUACAAUUAAACCCAUCGUCGAGGAAACAGAUCCAUUCAGGAGCUAUCUCGUUUCUAGUCCUACGAAUGGACUGCAAAGCGAAAAGGAGGAUUACCUCUCGAGCUCUCCAGGAAGCAACCUCUAUGGCGAUGUCCACUUCUACAACUACUUGAUGGACAGCUGGAAGCCAAAUAAUUUUCCGACUUCGAGAUUCGUGUCCGAGUUUGGUUUCCAAAGCUUCCCAUCCCUACGUACCUGGUCACAGGCAACGGACAACCUUAACGACCUUGUAUUUCCUCUAUCUGAACUGGCCAAUCACCGGCAGCAUAGUUCGGUUGUUCUUGUCAUUCCAGGUAACGCGAAUAUCGAGAGAAAGGUCUACACCAAGUUCAAUGGGCCCAAAGUCAGUCUCGGCCCUCAAGAACAGUUUCGUAUCUUUUGCUACCUGACACAAAUCCAUCAGGCCGUCUCAGUCAAAACGGCGGUCGAAAAGUUCCGUCGCGACCGAAGUCAGAUCGACAGCAGCAGCGGAGAGGGACACAACAUGGGCGCCCUCUAUUGGCAACUGAAUGACAUCUGGCAAGCACCGACAUGGGCUUCAAUAGAGUACGAUGGCACCUGGAAGAUGUUGCACAACUAUGCCAAGAACUUCUUCUCCUCGCUUCUGAUUACGGCGCAUCACGAACACUCACUAUGGCCGUAUAGAAAUGAUAUCAGUGUCUGGAUAAUCAGUGAGUUUGAAACUCCGAUUCCAGUUAAUAUCACGCUAGUGCUGUACAGCUUCGACUCAUUCGUACCUGUCAGGUCCUUGUCACUCAAAAAAGAUCUCUGCUCGGACUGUUCGAUGGAAGCGGUUUCGAUAAAAGUUGAUGAUCUCUUUAAUGAGCCAUGUACAUUUGUAACAUGUUUCCUUAUCGUGUUGAUGAGAGAUUCAAAAGAUGAGCUCUUAUCGGAUAACUGGCUGAUCCUUGAAGUGCCAAAAAAGAUUACUUCGAUUGUCGACGCUGACGUUCGAAUCAACAAGGUGCUAGGGCCAAACAGGACUGACGAUGGUCGAUACGAAUUCAGUGUUGAAGUCCGAGGCAAUGCACCAGCGCCAUUUACGUGGCUUGAAGCCGGAGACGUUAAGGGCCACUUUAGUGACAAUGGCUUCUUCCUUUAUGAACCUAAGAAGACAGUAAGCUUCAUCACCGUCAGUUCUAACGUGACGGCUGCCCAACUUGCCAAGAAGAUCUUCGUUGUCCAAUAUAGUCAUGCUGUAGAUCUGCCUAAAGCCGAAGCCUGAAAUAACCUUUGC
This is a messenger RNA of Varroa destructor (honeybee mite), 3592 nucleotides long. RefSeq names its product beta-mannosidase (gene beta-Man). Gene Ontology annotation, biological process: glycoprotein catabolic process. Gene Ontology annotation, molecular function: beta-mannosidase activity. The record is from RefSeq and is a predicted model, not a curated record. NCBI's taxonomy places the organism in Eukaryota, Metazoa, Arthropoda, Arachnida, Mesostigmata, Varroidae.